Arachis duranensis is the source of this 692-nucleotide messenger RNA. RefSeq lists its product as uncharacterized. The coding region runs from base 76 to 627 and encodes 183 amino acids. The record is from RefSeq and is a predicted model, not a curated record. The transcript has 4 exons. Lineage: Eukaryota; Viridiplantae; Streptophyta; Magnoliopsida; Fabales; Fabaceae.
UUCCAUGCUAAAAAGAAAGAAAAAGCUCGAAAACAAAUUUCAUUACUUCGUGUAUUGUUUCUCCGUUGAAUUCCGAUGGCCGAAAAGUCAACCCUAUCCCCAACAUCGCAAACCUCUUCUCCUCUUCCUCGUCGCCGACCCACUCAGCGGGUGCAGUACCUGGAGGUGAACUGCACGAGCUCCGGCAAGACGCGGCGGUUUGCGGAGAGCACGGAUGCGGGAUCGGCGGUGGAGUUGAUAAACAUGAGGCUGAAGACGGAGGAAGUAGGGCUUCCAUCUGCAUUGUAUAUAGAGGCAGUAAAAGACGGUGAAGAGCCGAUUGUUUUUGGUCCAACUUCCACUCUUGUCAGCUACGGUGACGGUUGGAAGCUUCAAACCGUUACCCAAACGGAUCUCUUCCGUACGGAAGAAAUCAGACAUAGAGACGUUCGACGGAUGCCAAAGCAGGCAUUUGGUUUGGGUGUCUUAUAUCCAGAAAGGAGGGAAUCCAAACCAAGGGUAUCGAAACCAAUCAAUCUAUUGUAUAUUUUUAAAAUAGUGUUUGCUUUUAUUUUUAUUUUUGUACUUGGUGCAAUUUUUACACUGUUUCUUGAUUAUCUUCCUGAACUGAUAUUGUUUGUCAAGUAACAAUGUAGUGCUUUUUCAAUGCUUGAAACUGGUUCGUUCCUAUGAUUAAGGAGCUUCAUAGUGCA